This is a messenger RNA of Metopolophium dirhodum (rose-grain aphid), 723 nucleotides long. RefSeq lists its product as uncharacterized. The transcript is spliced from 3 exons. NCBI's taxonomy places the organism in Eukaryota, Metazoa, Arthropoda, Insecta, Hemiptera, Aphididae. The coding region runs from base 1 to 723 and encodes 240 amino acids. The record is from RefSeq and is a predicted model, not a curated record.
AUGAUUAAAAAAGUUACACAAUAUGGUUAUUUAGCGUCUGGUGAACGUUUUCAACGAUUGCACUACCAUUUUCAUUUGGGAGCUACAACCAUUGGAAUAAUUGUUGAUUGUGUAUGCUCGGCGAUAUGGAAAUUACUAUCUCCUAUUUAUUUGCCAUCACCAAAAAAAGAAGACUGGAUAAAAAUAGCAAACGAUUUUAAUGAAAUAUGGAAUUUUCCAAAUUGUGCUGGUGCAAUUGAUGGUAAACAUAGUUCUAUUAUUUGUCCUCCAGGUGCCGGAUCGGAAUAUUACAAUUAUAAGGGCUAUCAUUCAAUUGUACUACAAGCGGUAGUCAAUGCUCACGCAAAACAGUUAACAAAUGAAAAACGUAUUUAUAACUAUCGUUUAUCCCGUGCGAGGAGAAUAGUAGAGUGUGCAUUUGGAAUAAUGGUAAAACGAUUUAAUGUAUUGGAAAAUAAGAUGUUAGUUGGCCCCGAGAAAGCUACUAAAAUAACUCGGGCGAUAUGUGUGCUUCACAAUUUAAUUAUGACAAAGGAAGUAAACCUUGCAGAAAUUCAUAAUGAAAUUGAAAAUAAUCAUAAUCAAAAAGAAAUAAGAAACGAAGCAAAUAUUGUUCACCAUAACAGAUCUUCUAUAGCAUCUAUCGAACAACGUAAUAAGUUUAUGGAUUUUUUCAAUUCAGAAAAUGGUUCAGUUCCUUGGCAAGACAGAUAUUUAGUUUAA